Molecule: messenger RNA, 1641 nt
Organism: Talaromyces proteolyticus
Lineage: Eukaryota; Fungi; Ascomycota; Eurotiomycetes; Eurotiales; Trichocomaceae
Exons: 1
Coding region: 1-1641 (546 amino acids)
Molecular function (GO): NADP binding; flavin adenine dinucleotide binding; N,N-dimethylaniline monooxygenase activity
Source: RefSeq, a predicted model, not a curated record
AUGGGUGAAGCGAAUGGGACCUUCCAUUUGCGUGACGGGCCUGAGAGGCCCGACUACGAUGUCUUGAUUAUCGGAGCCGGGCUGGCAGGAAUUUACACCUUAAUCUCUAUGAAGAAGCUUGGUCUUCGUGCAAGGGUAAUUGAACGCGGCUCAGAUGUAGGGGGGGUAUGGUUUUGGAAUCGCUAUCCCGGAGCGCGCUUCGAUUCGGAGAGUUACACCUACAUGUUUACGUUCUCCAAAGAACUACUGGAUGAGUGGGACUGGAAGGAGCAUUUCUCCGCUCAAGAGGAUACUCUUCGGUAUAUCAACUUUAUUGUGGACAAGUUCCAUAUCCGCUCCGAUUUCCAACUGGAAACUGAAGUAAAGUCUGCUCAUUACGAUGAUGAGACAAGAGCAUGGACUUUGACCGACCAGCGGGGAGGAAACUACACGUCACGGUUCCUCGUAAAUUGCCUUGGUCCGCUGACCACCCCGACAUUGCCUUCCAUUCCAGGGGUUGAAGACUUCAAAGGGGUUGCGUACCAUACCUCUCGCUGGCCUAACCACUCAGUCCAAUUUGAGGGGAAACGGGUCGGCGUCAUUGGCACAGGGGCUACAGGAAUCCAAGUAAUCCAAGAAGUUGCAAAGACAGCUGGACAUAUAACCGUUUUUCAAAGAACUGCAAACUGGACAGCUCCUUUGCGUAACAGCAUUAUCGACCAGGAGGAAAUGCAAUCCAUUCGCGAACAAUAUCCAGAAAUCAUCAAAAAGUGCAAAUCAAGUCCCAUGGGUUUCAUGUAUCAACCAGACCCACGAAACUGUAUUGAGCUGGCCAAAGAAGAGCGGGAAGCUCUCUGGGAAAAUCACUACAAUAUGCGGGGCCUCAUCAAGUGGGUUGGUAAUUUCAAGGAUAUUUUCACCAACCAAGAUGCGAACAACCUCUAUAGUGAAUGGAUGGGGAAUAAAAUUCGAUCACGUGUAAAUAACCCAGUCAUUGCAGAGAAGUUGGUUCCCAAAAGUCACGGAUUUGGCACGCGGCGAGUGCCUUUGGAGAACGGCUAUUAUGAACUCUUCAAUAGGAGCAAUGUGAAGCUAGUGGACUUGCUCGAGACACCAAUUGAACAGGUUACGGAGAAUAGUGUUAAAACCACCACAGAAAACAUUGAACUUGACGUGCUCAUCUACGCAACUGGAUUUGAUGCCCUCACUGGAUCAUAUGAAGAGAUUGACUACUAUGGUGAGAAGGGCCUCAGUUUGAAGGAAAAAUGGAAGGAUGGUCCGCGAACCUAUCUUGGGUUUGCUGUCCCAAACUUCCCUAAUAUGUUCAAUGUUCUUGGCCCUCAUCAAGCUACAGGUAACAUUCCUCAUGUUAUUGAGUACGCCGUUGAGUGGAUUUCAAGGUUCAUGGGAUACCUGAAGGAACAUAACAUCACCUACGUUGCACCAGAUGAUGAAGGUGAAGCAGAGUGGACUGCGCAUGUGUUUGAAUGCACAAAGGGCCUGCUUUCUGUAAAGGUAAACUCUUGGCAGACUGGUUACAACUCAAACCGUGCUGGAAAAGCUCAAAGAAGGAUCAUCCGAUAUUUCGGCAACAAUCUCGAAUUCCGAAAGCGCGCGGAAGCAAUAGCUGCAGAUAACUACAGGCAUUUUAUUAUGAAAUGA